AACGCAUGUGAACAAAAAUCAAAACAAACGCAAGCGGAUGGUUUUGCACAUCGUUUGCAUGUAAAGUUGUUGCAAUAAAAGUAAUUAAAUUUUAACGAAACAGUGUAAUAAAUCGACAACCUAUUCCUAAGAACAUUCAACAGCAAUGAGUACGCUUGCCGUAAGCAACAUUUCCGCUUUGUUCCGACGGUGCUGCACAGUUCAAACCGGAAUCGUUCGACAUUAUGCAACACCAAAACCUGGGGGAGCUCUCGGUUCCAAGAAGAAAAAGCUCGGCAAAUUGGGCCCGGUCGUCGAGAAAAAGGAAAUUCCCGUGGAGACGGAUGCCACCAAGUUGGUCAACUACGUGUGCGGCAGCAAUUUGCUCAAAACCGGCGAAGAUAUCAAGGUGAAACCGGACUCGGAAUAUCCGGAGUGGUUGUGGAGUCUACACGUGGGAAAGCCCCUGACGCUGGAUGAAAUGGACCCGGAGAGUAAGGCGUACUGGCGAAAGCUGCGGCGGAUGGCACUGCAGCGGAACAACAAACUGGCUAAGUUGAAAAAGUUCUAGGAGGGGAAGGUGAGUGAGGACUAGGGACUUUUAUUCGUUGAAAAUGUGUUCUUUAUUGUAGAAUUAUUACAGUUUGUUUGCGAGGUAGAA
Messenger RNA from Aedes albopictus (Asian tiger mosquito), 640 nucleotides. It is a transcript of the gene mRpL54, whose product is annotated as large ribosomal subunit protein mL54. Gene Ontology annotation, molecular function: structural constituent of ribosome. The transcript is spliced from 2 exons. The record is from RefSeq and is a predicted model, not a curated record. The coding region runs from base 146 to 550 and encodes 134 amino acids. Gene Ontology annotation, cellular component: mitochondrial large ribosomal subunit. Lineage: Eukaryota; Metazoa; Arthropoda; Insecta; Diptera; Culicidae.